Molecule: messenger RNA, 1176 nt
Organism: Ornithorhynchus anatinus (platypus)
Lineage: Eukaryota; Metazoa; Chordata; Mammalia; Monotremata; Ornithorhynchidae
Gene: CLEC20A
Product: C-type lectin domain containing 20A
Exons: 4
Coding region: 1-1176 (391 amino acids)
Source: RefSeq, a predicted model, not a curated record
AUGCUGUGGGGAGGGGGCCACACAGGGGUGGUCCUUGAGUCUCCCAAGAAGCCCUCUGAGUCGGGGAAAACAAAGCUGUUUGCAAAGGAGGGGCCACUGGGGCCUGCCUUCUCACAGGUGCCCUUGCCUCCAGGCCUGGGCCCGGUGGCCCCGAGUUCCAGGAUCUACACUAGGGUGGAGGUGGAGAAGACCUGGCCAGAGGCCCUGGGCUACUGCCGGAGCCAGUACACGGACCUGGUGGACCUGCAGGACCUGGGUAGCAUGCUGUCCGUCUUCUCCUGCCUGACAAGCACAUCCGCCUGGAUCGGCCUCUCAUACAACGUCACCGCGGGCACGAUCGGCUGGUCCACCGGCCUGCCCUUCGUCAACACCCUGGGCUGGUCCCUGACUGGGUUCCAGGCGGGGCUGUGCGCGUCCCUGCAGAAGACUUUGUAUGUGCCCUAUUUCCUGCCGUCUCAGUGCUCCUCCGAGAAACCUUUCAUCUGUUUCUAUGAGCCCUCCGCGAGUCAGCAGCUUCAGCUGCCUCCUGCAUCUCCAACUCCAGCGUUAUUCGAAGUGACCGUUGGCUCGAAGACGUUCAUCAGGAUCGGGACUGUGCUGGACUGGCCUUCAGCCUACUUCUACUGCAGGAGCAAAUACACCGACUUAGCCGACUUCCACGACGUGGCCGACGCGGCGGCCCUGAUGCCCAUCUUGGACGAUCAAGACCGGUGGGUCGGCCUGUUCUUCGAUGAGGAGAUUGGCCGGUUGAAAUGGUCCACCAACGUGUUUGGCACCCCAGAGUGGCUGAGCCAGAUCCUGUUCUUGCCAGGACAGUGUGGGACUCUUCACCUUUUCGGCAGCUCUAGAGCAAAGAUGUCGGCUAAUUCCUGCAGAGACAAGAAGCCUUUCAUCUGCUUCCACGACCCAACCUUCAGGUACCCAACGACGGCCCAAGCGAUUUUCGAUCCUCAGCCUGCCACCACCCAGGAAGGGGUGACCGCAUUCCGACCAGGUAACCGGCCCCGCUUCUCCCUCGGGAUCGGGAUCUUGCCUUGGCUGAGCCCGGACGAGGUGCCUCCCGGUCUCGGAUCUCCAGGAAGUCUGUGGGUCACAAAGGCAGGGCAGGGCUGGCGUAUGGGCACAGGACCGGAAGGUGGCUGCCAGGGACGAGGCCCUGUGCAGCCUCCCCAGUAG